Molecule: messenger RNA, 580 nt
Organism: Aphis gossypii (cotton aphid)
Lineage: Eukaryota; Metazoa; Arthropoda; Insecta; Hemiptera; Aphididae
Product: cx9C motif-containing protein 4
Exons: 3
Coding region: 228-434 (68 amino acids)
Cellular component (GO): mitochondrial intermembrane space
Source: RefSeq, a predicted model, not a curated record
AACCGGCAAACAUCUGUGUCUCGAUCUCAACAGUACAGAAUUUUUUUGGCUAUACAACACUUACGAAUAAGUGCACAAUCACGUUCGGUUUUUCUCUCCGUAAUUCGUGAUAAUACGGCGAUUAGCGGCUGUCGGCCGGCGACAUAGCCUUGUGUUUUCCACUCGUAUGCGAACAGUUCGGUUGUAUAGUUUUUAUUUUACUUCCGUUUGAACACGAUAUAUGAUUUAUGCCUAAACCGGAUCCUUGUAAGAAGUUAGCUUGCGCUAUUCAAAAAUGUCUAUCUGAAAAUGAUUUUCAAGAGUCUCGUUGUACAAAGCAUAUAGACAAUCUACUAGAGUGUUGUAAAAAAUAUCACGCAAUUUCUCUAGUGUGUUCUGGUAUGAAACCUAAAGCAAUAACAGCAGAAAAUCAAAAUAUAAAGACGGUACCCUAGAACACUUAUAGUUACUGGAUGUACAAUUGGUCUUUUGAUUUUGUUCAGUAAAGGAUUUUAUGAUAUUUUUAAACCGAAUACUGCAGAAGAUAUAAAAAGAAAAUUAGUUAUCGAAAAAAUCAAACAACUAAAUCUCCAAAAAGAAA